GUUUCUAAAAAAAACACUCCACUCAGUCAAUGCUCCACUCUCGUCAGUGAACAGCUCUUGGUGUGGAGUUCAGCCUGAUGCAUGCCAUGACUGCUUUCUGCCGGAUACUGCUCCUGUUAUCUGUGGCUGUGGCCCCUGCGGUGACGCGCAGCUCCCAGCGGACGAAGAGAGGCUUACUGGAGCUGGCGGGAACCAUCAAAUGCAGCACGGGGAGAUCUGCUCUGGCUUACAUGAUGUAUGGAUGCUACUGUGGGCUGGGGGGGCAAGGCUGGCCCAGAGACAAGGCGGACUGGUGUUGCCACAGACAUGAUUGCUGUUAUGGAGAUGCAGAGCUUCUUGGGUGCCGAACCAAAACAGACCAGUAUCAGUGGAAGUGUGAGGACAAGGAAGCGGAGUGUGAUGAUCUGGAGGACAAAUGUGAAAAGAUGCUGUGCAAGUGUGACAGAAACGCUGCCAAAUGUUUGAGAAAAGCACCCUUCGACCAAAAAUAUGCCCUAUGGCCAGAUUUCCUCUGUGGCCACGACCAUCCAAUGUGUAGUAUUUACUGACACAAUAUUAUUUUUUAAAAUAUUUUUUUUAUUUUUUUAUUUUUUUCACAAUGAGUUACAUUAUAGGGUAUUCUUCCCUCCCCCCUCCCGGUCCUACAUAGUAAAGUAGAUAAAUAAAUAAAUACAUAUAUAGGUAAAAAUAAAGUAAUGUAAAAAAAAGAAAAAUACACACACAUUUACAUACACAUAUACAUACACAUAUAUACACAUACACAUACACAUACACGCACGUGCAUACAUGUAUAAUACAAUAAUAAAAUACAUGCAUAGUCACCCCUUCCUUCUUAACUUAGUGUCUUUAGUUCAGCUAUGGGCUAUCGCAGAGCCCCAGACAGAUUCAAAUAUUUCUGAUGAGCCCCUCAGGUUAUAUUUAGUCUUCUCCAAGUUCAGAUACAACAUAAGAUCUUUAAGCCAUAGAGAUGCUUUAGGUGCUAACGAGGAUUUUCAUUCUAGUAGUAUUCUUCUACGUGCUAAUAGAGAUGCAAAGGCUAUACUGCCCUUAGUUUUCCUCCUCAUCAUUCGGUGGCCAGGUAGUACUCCAAAAAUGGCAGUUUCUGCACAUGGUGUCAAUACCAUGCGCAAGGCCUCAGCAAGGUGUUUGAAAAUGCUUGUCCAGUAUCAGUUUACUGACACAAUACAAGUGCCUUUUGUAAAUAAAGCAUUUAACAUUACUCAUGCUAAUGGCAUAAAUAUCUGACUUGUAUUGUUUUUCUUUACUGUUAUCAGACUCUUGAAUUAAAGUUGAAACCGAUAAGGAAGUGUGUAUGGGGUGAUAUAGAGUUGUUGCAAACACCCUGUCUUGACUCCAAGCUGCAGUAGAAUCACACAAUGAAAAGGCAACUUGAGCGUUCCUCUGCCGAAACUCAGACAAAACCCAACCCGGAUGUCAGAUGUUUAUCCGGGAGGGAACGAUCAGAUCUGCUGCUCACAACAACAGAACUUUUAUUUGUUGAAUUACUGUGCAGGGCAUUGCCCGAAUUAAAGCUCUGACGUUGACUCAGCUUUUUUCUGGCUAGUGUUGAUUCAGUGGGGGUUUAAAAAUAGGGUUCUUAGACAUUUGGAAAGCCAAUGUGCAAACUGAGGUUUUCCUACUUUGCUAUUUUUAAAAUCUGCUGUGACACUUUCUUUCCUUUUUUACCACCAAAACCCAUGUAUGAAAUAUUGUCGCUGCAGGUCUUACAUGUUCACUUCCUUUAAAGGCAUUAGAGUUCCACUACACUCUUACAGAUUGUAAUACUUAAAAUAACUUUUCACCACGGUCAAUAAAUAGCUAUUAAGUGAUCUCAUGUGAUGUCAUUGGCUGUUCAUCAUCACUUGGUUAUUAUAUGAUAUCUAUAGACAUUGGCCUGCAGAUGGUGCCAUAUUCACAAAUAGUACACUUGAAGCCCACUGACACAACAGGAAAUAUGCAUUUAUGGAAACAUCCUUGCACAAUAAGAGUCUUAAUAUGACUAACGUUAAUACAAAAUAUAUUAUUUAAAUAUAUUAAAAAAAGUGAUUAUGCAUUGAAUUUCCUUGUGGCCUGUUGUUGACUGAGUGUUUGAAUGUUUACAUGCUCUAAAUUAGAUUUAUUUUGGUCCAGUUGGUUUUGGAUUUGGCUUGGGAACCUCCCCAGUGAAAGUCCCACUCUCAAGUCCUAACCCCAUUUCCCCCCACACCCAGUAAACAUGACCACCCGGCUGUAAUCAGAGUAAACACAGCCCUCCCAGAUGUGACUGCUCAAGUGAGUUUUUACGCUGCGAAGCUCCGUCCGUGAGUUCACACGGGAAACUCAGUUUCUUUGUUGAGUGUGGACUGAAAUGCGAGAUGAUGCCGUGGUGCAGUGUCCAAAGCCCGGGACUGGAAAUAAGUAUCUGGGUCAUGGCCCACAAACACUUGCCUGAUUAUGUCCAACAAGCGGGCAUGAGUUGUGAAGUUAUGGAAUUCAUACGCCUCAAUCCGAGUCCCACUGUCCUGUUAAAGUGUGUUGUUCUACUUCUGUUCAAACAAGAAGAAAAAGGUAUGGAAAUGCAAUUAAUACAACCACUGUGUAGUUAAAGUAAUAAUUAGGAAGCCAUCAACUGCCAUGUUUUUUCCCCCUCCCUUUUUCCAAUGAUAUAAAUUCGCAUUUAUUAUUUUUCUCGAGAUCACAAGUUAUUUAUGUGAUUAUCUCCAAAUAAAAAAUGGUCUUUCCCUUUCAUUAAAAGGUAAUGACAAUCGUUCAAGUAGCCUACUUUAUUUCCUCCGUCAGUUAAUUUUUGUUUUCAAGAAGAAAGGUUAUUUAUGUCAUUAUCUGGAAAUACCAAAUGUUGUUUUACCGAGAUGAAGAGAUAGGUCCUAUCAUGUUUAGUUAAUGAACUGUUUUCUUGUGAUCUCAACAAACACAAUUAAUGUAACCAUUGCCUUUCGGGGCUUCCGUAACAUGUAAACAUCUUGUGUUGUAUAAAAAUAAACAUUAACUAACCUGUUUUUGAUGGAAGCCAUUAAUGGCCAUGACAUUUUAUUUUUUUGUUUUUUUCCUUUUUCAACAACUAACUUGUAUUUGUGUCCUCGAGAAUACAAGCCAUUGGUGUCAUUAUCUUGGAAUAACAAUGUUGUUUCCCCUGGAUAAUGGGAUGAUUUUCUUUGGAAAUGUACAUAAUUCAUUUGAAAUCAGAAAAAUAAAAUAAACGUUUUAAUCUGGAAUACAGAUCAUUUUUUGAUGAUGACAUAAAAACACAUGUGAUCUCGAAAGUACAAGUAAAAGGAAAAUAAAAUGAUUGAACCAUGGC
Messenger RNA from Gymnodraco acuticeps, 3298 nucleotides. RefSeq names its product group 10 secretory phospholipase A2. The record is from RefSeq and is a predicted model, not a curated record. Lineage: Eukaryota; Metazoa; Chordata; Actinopteri; Perciformes; Bathydraconidae. The coding region runs from base 78 to 548 and encodes 156 amino acids. Gene Ontology annotation, biological process: phospholipid metabolic process; arachidonate secretion; lipid catabolic process. The transcript has 4 exons. Gene Ontology annotation, molecular function: calcium ion binding; phospholipid binding.